This is a messenger RNA of Neoarius graeffei (lesser salmon catfish), 3546 nucleotides long. RefSeq names its product thrombospondin type-1 domain-containing protein 1. The transcript is spliced from 6 exons. The record is from RefSeq and is a predicted model, not a curated record. Gene Ontology annotation, cellular component: cell periphery. Lineage: Eukaryota; Metazoa; Chordata; Actinopteri; Siluriformes; Ariidae. The coding region runs from base 488 to 3127 and encodes 879 amino acids.
UCUCAGCAACUACUCCACUCCUUUCCACUCCUCUUCUCUGCUCUCCACUCCUCUCCUUGACGCUCCCAGAGCCUUGGUAGGCAUCGAUAUAGUGGAUAAACAUGUAGUUUAUGAUUCCCUCAGCUCCUCUUUCUGUUCAUCACACAGAUGCUAUGGAACACUGGAGAUGGAGCACUGAUGGUUGUGUAUUUUCACUGGACAUUGGACAAGCUGGAAAAUUGGAAUCACUGGUUUGGGGAACAAAUCUGACUCUGAUGCGUUCAUUCCUGAGGCUAGGAUUGUUCAGAAAGUAUAAAGUAUAUGGAUCCCAGGAACCCCCAAAAUACGAAGAUUGGUGCUGAGUCAAGCGGAAAAAGAGCAGCUGAGUUUUCAAUACAGGAAUCAAACUGCUUGGGCUGGAUGUAGAUGUUUAUUGUGGAACUUACAGGGCUGUUGGAAGAUAAAAAGGUGAUGUUGAGCAAGCAAGAAAGAGGACACAUGCGUCGGAAUGAUACAGGGUUUCACCCCACUCGUCCAAUUUCUGCUCCUGCUCCUCCUUAUGGGAUUUGCAAUGGCUGGUCUACAUCCGUGGGCCCCAGUACAUGUUGCUCUAAGCAAUGCCAGUGUUUUUGUCACAUACACUGCUAACAGCAACAUGACAGACAGCGAACUAUCCAUGGACUUGGUUGACCUUGAUAAGAAUUUAACUGUGCGAACUAGACCUCUGCCGUUCAACCAGUCAGCAGGCAUUGUGGAGUUUGACUGCACAUACUUCCUAUAUGCUGGGAAUUUCAGCUUCAGAUUAGACCAAAUGGGCCACCAGGGUGACCUGAAAAGUACCUCCAGCUGGUGGAGCCCAGUACUACACAUCCAGUGGCCCAUUUUCCACUUUGGAGUGGAACGUACUAACAACAACCACAGCUCUGGUGCUUUUCAGGUUUCUGUGUCUACCAACAUGGACUUCCAUGUCUGCCUGAACAGCAACUCAUCCCUCUACCUAGAGGUCAGCUACAUGGAGCACAACCAGAUUGGGAAGAACACCAUUGACAAGGUGCAGAAACGAACGACACAUGACAUCCAGGUUGUGAAGUCCCAGCAUGUGGACCUCACGUGUGCCUCCCUGCUGACUGAGGCUGGCUUCAUCCAAGUAGCUCUCAAGUCCCACUAUACUCAACAGGACAUCAAAUCCUCAGGACCACUCUAUUUGUCUCGGAUCUUCUCCUACAAGCUUCUGGUUGAGAACAUCUACAGGAGAGGCUGUGAGGGAACAGUGUCUGUCCGCCUGCUCUCUCCACCCUGCACAGUCACCACAGGGAAGGUAUUGCUGUAUAAAGAGGCCAGUGCAGCUGCAGAGCAUGAACCUCCCUCUCAGCUUGCCUUUCACUUUCUCACCCGAGGGGAGAAUGAAACAGAGUUUAAUUGCUCCCAGUUUGAUCUUGGCCAGAAAAAGUACUGCUUUCAUUACGAGCGCAUCUACAGUCAGUCCUCCAGUUUGGCACACACGUGCAUCAUUGUGCAAAGAAAUGCUGUAGACAUGUGGGGCCCAUGGCAAACAUGGAGUGGGUGCAGUGUGACCUGUGGAGAAGGGGUGCGAGAGCGUAUGCGUGAGUGCCUGCUGCCCCCUGGUGGUGGGAUACAGUGCACUGGCAUGGUUCGAGAGCAGUCACUCUGCUCCCUGGAGGACUGCACAGACAUCCUGCCUCCCGUUUCUGUCCCACCUCCUCCAACUGUGGACUCCUUUCUUGGAGGAAAUCUAGUUGUCGUGGCUGGCAUCUCUCUCUGUCUGACUGUCAUCCUGGUCACUAUUCUCAUCACAGUGUGGAGGAAAUUGUGCCAUGCCCCAAAGUGUAGCUCAGCACGGCCUGAGUCUAUGCAUUCUCCCGGCGGACGCAAGAACUCGGAUGAGGCUUCUAUUUGUGGACGCAGCAUGCAGAGGCCUAGUUUCUCUGAGAGUGUAGGGGCAGCUGCACUUCAGAAAACCCAAACAUGCCCUAUGUCUAUGCGAACAGCAUCAGACAAGGGGGUACUGGCCUGUCAGCAGAGUUUCUCCCUCCCCACACCCUUACCCCAGGAUCCUGAGAGGCUGUCCCCCUCUGGUCAAAAGAUUCUUCCACCCAUUUUUGGUUACCGUUUGGCACAGCAGCAGCUUAAGGAAAUGAAAAAGAAAGGACUUAAAGAGGCCACACAAGUCUAUCAUGUCUCCCAGAGUCCUGUUGAUGACAUCAUGGUGGAAGCCACAGCCUCAACAUCUGCUGGACUUACGCCGGUGCCUCAGGACCUGGAAAGUCAAGAAGAAGUCAAUAUCGGUCACCUCCGCAAAUCCCCUUUCACAGAGCCCACAUGGUCUCACAGAAGCUCUGCCACUCUGCCUGACAGACUGAACCCCAAGGUCAAGGUGGACCUUAUUUCUGCCACACCAAAAGCUGUUUUUAGUGAUCGGGAUCGACGGCAAGAACGCACUGCAGACUGGGUGGCAAUGGUGGAACGAACCAGACUCAGUUUUUCUAAGAAUCCAAAAUUCAGGAGGACAUCUAGCUUCAACGAAAGCAACCUGCAGCAGUUACCUAAGCCACAGCCUUUUAGGGAGCGAAGCAUGACUCAAGUGGCCCCCCGUCAGCUUCCAGAAGGCAGCUGUAGAACCAGAGCCUGGGAGCAUCCAAUACCUGAGAUGGAGGACUGGUCUCAGACGAAAUAUAGGAUGCAUGACAGCUGUAGUGACCAUCAGCAGCGACCUUGGGUAGAUAUACCUUCCUUCUCAAAAUCCAAACCCUCAAUGGGUUAUUCAGGGACUUCAAUACCAGCAAAAAAUCGAGUAACUGACACUUCUGGAGUGGGCUGGACUCCAUCUUUUGGGAUGGAUCGAGUAGAAAGGGCAGAACAAAAUUGGAACAGGAGAGGUCCGUCACCCAUCCAGAGGAACAUUUUGGCCAGAAAGUUGCGAGAAGCCAAUUCAUCAACCAGCCACCACAGACAGCGAAGUUCUACGUUCUCUAGCUGUGAUCAGAGCAGGGGCCGAUGCCGAAGCCUCCCACUCUCUGCAGACUAUAGCAGCUCCUCCUAUGGCCUGACUGAGGAUGAGCAGCGAAUGAUGGACAUUUCUGGAUAUCUGGGAGAAGAGGAUGGAACAGAAAUAAUGAAAGAACUCUGACUUACCUGAUUUAUAUCUCAGAAUGUCCAGAUCAGAAACUCCAGAGCUGAAUUCCCACAAUUAAAUGUUUCUCUGGUUGUUGUGGUUUGCCUUUUAAAAUAAGUUUAGAGCCUUUACUUGGGAAUGACCAUUUUGAUAACAACUUGUAUAAUUAGCUGAAUGAUAAAUAAUUUAUUAUUUUUGUGGAUAAAUUUCAUUUUAUUUUCAUUAGUUAUCUAUUAACAUCACAAGUCAUAUUAAAUGUGCACACUACAGGAAUUUUAUUCUCAGAUCAUACAGUGUGCUCUGAAGAGAUUUAGUAUGUUAUUGGCAAAUGAUUAACAAGUUAAAUAUACAGUAAGCAUUGUUACUUUAGAAGCAUUGUUAAUGAACAUACAGUGGUGUUUGAAAGUUUGUGAACCCUUUAGAAUUUUCUAUAU